AUGUUAAAUUUCCAGCAUAGGCCUGAAAUUGUUGCUGGAAUGUGGAGAACUGACACAGGAGGGCAAAGUUUCAACCAGGAGUCACACUUAAGAGUAAACCAGGGAAAUCAUGCAGACGUGACCCCCUUUGAAUGUGGACAAAACUUCAGCCAUAAAUCAACUCACACAGCAGAGAAAUUCUGUGAUCAUAAUAUAUGCAGGGGAACCCUCAGCCACCAGUCAGCCUGCAGUGUAUGUCAGAGGACUCACACAAGGUUGAAACCCUAUGACUAUAGUGAAUGUGGAAUAUCCUUUCGUAAAAAAUUGUACCUCCUUAUUUACCAGAGAAUUCACACAGGGGCGAAACCUUACAAAUGUAACGAAUGUGGGAAGGAUUUCAGCCACAAGUCAGGCCUACAGAAACAUGAGAUAACUCACACAAGGGAGAGACCUUAUGAGUGUGUUGAAUGUGGGAAAACUUUCAGCUGCAGGUUAGGCCUGAGAGUACAUCAGAGAACUCAUACAGGGGAGAAACCCUAUGAAUGUAGUGAAUGUGGAAAAACAUUUGUCCAGCAGUCAGCUCUCAAAACACAUCAGACCAUUCACAAAGGGGAAAAGCCUGAUGAAUGUAAUGAAUAUGGGAAAACCUUUGCCCAGAAUUCAACCCUCAAAAAACACCAGACAAUUUACACAAGGGAGAAGUCCUAUGACUGUAAGGAAUGUGGAAAAGCCUUCAACCAGAAGUCAAGCCUAGGAAUGCACCAGAGAACUCACACAGGGGAGAAACCAUACAAAUGUAAUGAAUGUGGAAAGGCUUUCACUGCAAAGUCAGGCCUAAGAAUACAUCAAAGGAUUCACACAGGAGAGAAACCCUAG
Messenger RNA from Zalophus californianus (California sea lion), 855 nucleotides. Its product is annotated as gastrula zinc finger protein XlCGF7.1-like. The transcript has 2 exons. The record is from RefSeq and is a predicted model, not a curated record. Gene Ontology annotation, biological process: regulation of transcription by RNA polymerase II. The coding region runs from base 1 to 855 and encodes 284 amino acids. Lineage: Eukaryota; Metazoa; Chordata; Mammalia; Carnivora; Otariidae. Gene Ontology annotation, molecular function: DNA-binding transcription factor activity, RNA polymerase II-specific; RNA polymerase II cis-regulatory region sequence-specific DNA binding.